CUCGGUCCGCGAGCAGGCUGUGAGUUUUGUAGCCGGCAUGGCCGAUCCUGCCUCCCGUUACCCUUGCUCCUCCAUCGAGGACGACUUCAACUAUGGCAGCAACGUGGCGUCUGCCAGCGUGCACAUCCGAAUGGCCUUUCUCAGAAAAGUCUACAGCAUCCUUUCUCUUCAAGUUCUCUUAACUACAAUGACAUCUACACUUUGUUUAUACUUUGAGUCUAUACGGACAUUUGUACAUGAAAGUCCUGCCUUAAUUCUGGUGUUUGCCCUUGGAUCCCUGGGCUUUAUUUUCGCAUUGACUUUAAACAGACAUAAGCAUCCUCUUAACCUGUACCUGCUUUUUGGAUUUACACUCAUGGAAGCUCUGACUGUGGCUUUUGUUGUGACCUUAUAUGAUGUAUAUAUUAUUCUGCAAGCUUUUAUAUUGACUACAGCAGUAUUUCUUGGUUUGACUGUAUAUACUCUGCAAUCUAAGAGAGACUUCAGCAAAUUUGGAGCAGGACUAUUUGCUGCUUUGUGGAUUUUGUGCCUGUCAGGAAUCUUGAGGUUAUUUUUUUAUAGUGAGACAAUGGAAUUGGUCAUGGCUGCUGGUGGAGCCCUUCUUUUCUGCGGAUUCAUCAUCUAUGACACACACUCACUGAUGCAUAGACUGUCACCUGAAGAGUAUGUCUUAGCUGCCAUCAACCUCUACUUGGAUAUCAUCAAUCUAUUCCUGCACCUGUUGCGCUUUUUGGAGGCAGUUAAUAAAAAGUGAUGGAAAGGAGCAUAUUGACUCAUUAAAUAAUAAAGUUGAGAUAUAAUUAAUAAAUGCUUAUAUGACCUUACUUGUAUGCUCUGUACUUCUGAGAUACUACUUUGGCAUAAUACAAUAGUAAUAUAUUUAUAUGUUUGCACUUGUCAGAAAAGUAGAUCUAGUAAAAUAAAAAUAGUUCUUAUUCUAGCAUUUGCCCUUCUUCCGUAGCCAGUCAACAGCGUCAGGUUGAGCCUGAUGUAAAGUUUCGAGACCUCCUUCGAAUCUGGAGAGGUGGCAGUCGUUGACUAUGUGGGUCAUAGUCUGUCUGUAGCUGCAGGGGCAGUUUGGGUCGUCUCUGGCUCCCCAGCGAUGGAACAUAGCAGCGCACCGGCCAUGGCCUGUUCGAUAGCGAUGGAGGAGGGCCCAAUCAUAACGUGCUAGGUCAAAGCCGGGUUGACGCUUGCAGGGGUCUGUGAUGAGGUGUAUGUUCUUUACCUCAGCUGACUGCCAACUCUGUUUCCAAGAGUCUGGAACAGAGAAGUUCAGUGUAGGCGUAGGGGACCAGAUUGGGUGAUGAGACGUCAAGCGUUGGACAGGGUGGGCGAAGAUCUUCGCGUAUAUUGGCAGGUCCGGUCGAGCGUAGACGUGGGAAAUGAACUCAGAUGAUGCCGCAUCCCGAUGAAUAUCUGGCGGGGCGAUGUUGCUAAGAACUGGCAGCCAUGGAACCGGGGUGGAACGGAUGGUUCCAGAAAUUAUCCUCAUGGAGGAAUAUAAUUUGGAAUCGACCAAGUGGACAUGGGGGCCACGGAACCAUACUGGGGCACAGUAUUCUGCAGUGGAAUAGCAUAAUGCCAGAGAUGAUGAUCGUAGUGUGGAAGCGCUCGCGCCCCAUGAGGAGCUGGCCAGUCUUGCAAUGAUGUUAUUCCUCGCGCCCACCUUUGCUGCAGUUUCCAUGAGAUGUUCAUGAAAUGACAGGGUGCGAUCGAGAGUAACGCCAAGAUAGACUGGCUGGGCUUCAUGCCGGAUUCUCGUAUCGCCAAGUUGCAUAUUAAGCUCACGCGAGGCCGAGGCAUGGUGUAGAUGGAAAACAGAUGAUACCGUUUUUGCAGUGCUAGGGAUUAGUCGCCAUUUUUUACAGUAAUCAGAUAUCAGAGACAUGUCUUUCGUGAGUGUUUCCUCGAGGAUGUCGAACUUGGAUGCCUGAGUUGCACAGCAGAUGUCAUCGGCGUAGAUGAACUUCCUUGAAGAAGUUUCUGGGAGGUCAUUGAUGUAAAUAUUAAAUAGCGUAGGAGCCAGAACAGAGCCCUGGGGGAGGCCACUUGAGACAGGUCUCCCUCUGCUAGACUUGUCACCCAGAUACACCCGGAAUCUUCUGUUUUGUUUUCUUUGUAUUUUUACUCACAUAAUAGUAAUUGUGUGUAGUAUUAUACACUUCCAUGUAACACAAUGUAAUGAGGGUAUCAAAUGUAUGAAUAGUCUAUACUACAUGUAUAGAAUAGUCCUUACUAAUUUUUAUGAUGUCUAAUUUCUGUGCCCUUAUUUUAAAAUCUCAGAAGUCAUAAAACUUUCUAAAUGCUAAA
Molecule: messenger RNA, 2313 nt
Organism: Erinaceus europaeus (western European hedgehog)
Lineage: Eukaryota; Metazoa; Chordata; Mammalia; Eulipotyphla; Erinaceidae
Gene: TMBIM4
Product: transmembrane BAX inhibitor motif containing 4
Exons: 7
Coding region: 38-754 (238 amino acids)
Biological process (GO): negative regulation of apoptotic process
Cellular component (GO): membrane
Source: RefSeq, a predicted model, not a curated record